UGGAUGACGCGGUGACUGGGAACGUCGGUGGCGCUCACUCGCAUCUGGGAGCAUCGUAGAACCGGAUCAGGCGUCGGCGAAGAGGGAUGGAGAGGACUCUGUCAAUGUGUUCGUCCUACUGAGCGGAAUUACUUUCCAGGACUCAGGUUGUCCUGCUAAACUGACGGGAGUCUGCAUCUUCACCCGACCAAAGACAAGAAUGCCUAUCUUGGAGAAACAACUGUCCCAAGGCCGCAAGGACAGCGCUGCCUUGCCCAAGGUUCCGGUCCCCUCUCUACACCAGACGCUGAAUAUGUACUUGCGGUGUAUGAGGCACCUGGUGCCGGAUCAGAAGUUCCGGGACACACAAGCCAUCGUGGAGAAGUUCGGAAAAGCUGGAGGCAUUGGCGAGAUACUCCAGAGAAAACUGCAAGAGCGCAGGGAUCGAACUGAAAACUGGGUGUAUGACUAUUGGCUCCAUGAUAUGUACUUGAACAGCCGAUUAGCACUGCCAGUAAACUCCAGCCCUGUCAUGGUCCUCCCCAAACAGUCCUUUACAGACAGAAAGGACUCGCUCAGAUUCGCUGCUCGCCUUGUUGCAGGAGUUCUGGAGUAUAAGGCCAUGCUCGACACAGGGGCUCUGCCUGCGGAGAAGGCCCGUGGCCAGCUGAGUCCCGGGGUGCAGUGGGACUCGCUCUGCAUGGAGCAGUACUCCCGCGUCUUCAACUGCUACCGCCGGCCCGGCCUCAAACAGGACACGCAGCUCAACUACCGGACCAGCGCCGGAGCCCAGCCGGAAUACAUCAUAGUGGCCUGCAAGAACCAGUUCUUCGUGUUGGACGUGGUGGUGAAGUCCCGUCAGCUGGGCGAGGCGGAGCUGCUGGUGCAACUGGAGCGUAUCUCCAAGAUGGCGGAGAACGCGGAGGAGAGGCUGCCCGCCAUGGGCCUCCUGACGUCGGACGGCCGCACCGACUGGGCGCAGGCCAGGGACAUCCUUGUGAAAGACGCCACCAACCGAGAGACGCUGGACCUGAUUGAGCGGAGCGUGUGCGUGGUGUGUCUGGACGAGCCGUGCGGCGCCGAGCCGAGCGACUCUAACCGCGCCGUCUUCAUGCUGCACGGCGGGGGCCACGACAAGAACGGGGCCAACCGCUGGUACGACAAACCAAUGCAGUUUGUUGUAGGAGCUGAUGGUGUGUGUGGCGUGGUGUGUGAACACUCCCAAUUUGAGGGCAUCGUUCUGGUGCAGUGCACAGAGUACCUGGUGAAAUACCUAUCGGAAAGCCCCGGUAAGCCUGUCUCGGCCCCGGCCGGCGUCACGGACCUGCCCGCUCCUCGUAGGCUCCAGUGGAAGUGCUCGCCACAGAUCCAGGGCCUGUUGGCCUCCUCAGCAGACAGACUGCAGAGGCUGGUGAGAAACCUGGACAUGGAUGUGCACACGUUUGAAUCCUAUGGGAAAGAGUUCAUCAAGAAGCAGAGGAUGAGCCCGGACGCCUACAUACAAGUGGCUCUGCAGCUGGCCUUUUAUAAGUGUAACGCCCGCGCGGUGCCCACCUAUGAGAGUGCCUCCAUCCGCCGCUUCCACCAGGGCAGAGUGGACAACAUCCGCUCCGCCACGCCCGAGGCCCUGGCCUUCGUCAGGUCCAUGACGGAUGAGCUGAACAUGCACACUGAUGCUGUGAGGUUGACUCGAUUGCGGGAUGCCAUCAAGGCUCAAACUGACUACACUGUUUUGGCAAUUACAGGGAAUGGCAUAGACAAUCAUUUGCUUGGACUCCGAGAGAUGGCCCAGGAACUCGGCAUGGACAGGCUCGACCUCUUCAAGGAUGAAACCUACCUGCUGAGCAAUCAGUUCAUCCUCUCCACCAGUCAGGUGCCCACCACCAUGGACAUAUUCUGCUGCUAUGGUCCAGUGGUCCCCAACGGCUACGGCGCCUGCUACAACCCUCAGGCCGACCACAUCCUCUUCUGCGUGUCCAGCUUCCGCGAGAGCACGGAGACCAGCUCCGCCGUGUUCACCCGCGCCCUGGACCUCAGCCUGCUGGAGCUUGCUGACCUGUGCAGCAAAAAGGCCGCCAUCUCUGGACCCCUGGGCACGUGCUCCUCCGCCACCGGAACUCCCACGGCAACACCCGUUAAAAGUAAAAUCAAGUAAAAGGAAAGAAAGGAAAGUCAGCCAUACUGUAGCUACUGAGGCCUUCAAGUGACACAGAGAAGGAAAUGACCGUGUCUGUGCCCUUACAGUAUAUACUACUACAGAAUUGUUCACUGUUCAUGAUCAUGUACAAUAUGCUACAAUAGUCUUUUAUUGCAUAUGCCGUAUUUUAGGACCCUCUCUGUCUAACAAAACCCUGACAGAACCAGUGGUUGACUACACCACUAUAUGUGCCAGUAGCGUUUAUUUUUGUAAUUAAUGUAGCUAAUUUAGCUCAUUUAAAGUGUUCAGUUUCUUGCAAAGCGCCUUGAUGCUUAUAUGUGAAAAACACUGCAUAAGUAAAUAGAAUAGAACUCACUAUAAAUAUAGUAUGAGAGACGUAUAAUAUAAUAUAGGCCUACUGUAUGUAAACUACACUGUACACAUUGUAUGUACGUACAUACAGUAUGUAACUGUAACUAGUGGUUACUGUAACUUAUCCAUAGCAUGAAAAAAAAAAACAAUCAUUGUAGUUCACAUAAGGGUAACAAGAGGGAGCUGAUUUAGCUCCAGGUGACCUGUGCUUCAGGUCUUCAGGUAGGAGACUAUUACAUUUAGAGUGAAAUCGCACCUAUCACCAGAGUUGCACCCACUCAGGUGUAGGGUACCAUGGUAAUCUCUUUCUUUUGGUCUCUCUCUCUCUCUCUCUCUCUCUCUUUCUCUUUCUCUCUUUAUCUAACUAUCUCUCUCACUCUCACUCACCCUCCUGUUUUUCUAUUGGCUAGCUCUCAUCCAUCCUAGUAAGACAGAAUGUCCUCAAACGUGACAACAGGGGCAUCAGAGGACCUUCCUUUGGUAGAUGUGCAAUAUUCACCCAGAGAUUUCUGCACAGAGAAGUCACAAAUUGUCUGUGCAGAUUUGUCCGAAGAAAGAGAAAAGGAAGAUGGUGAAAAAAACUCAACUGCAUAUGAGAGAGCGUAGAUAGAGAGAGCGUGCAGCAGAGGAUUAUCCAUCACAUAUAUUCGCUUUUUUAAGCAGCCAAAGAUGAAAGUUGAUGAGGACUUUUGAAGGGGCGUAUGCACUUUAUUGUACAGAAAUACUUCCUGCUUUGAAAUGUGUGGUGCUGAGGAACAUUGAUUCAUAAUGAUAAAAAAGGAACAACCCAGAAAAAAGAAAUGGGUAUGAGCAUAAAUUAAUUAACUGACUUUUCCCUCAAUUUUUGCAAUCAUUGUUGGAUGUCAGUACAUUGGUUUCAACCAUCAGACAUUAUCUCUGCUGAAUGUAAAAGAUAAGACAAAAUAAGGGUAGCGUGGUCUAUACUGUAUGAUAGCAAUAGUGAUUACAAAGAUAUAUACAGAAGCUAUUUAUGUAUUGUGUGUGUGUGUGUGUGUGUGUGUGUGUGUGUGUGUGUGUUUAUUUCUUGUGGUAUCAGUCUUCAUUGUCUCAUAUGGGACAUUGAGUAAAUCGAUAUUAACAAUAGUGCAAUAACAAUGAUGAUGCAGGUAUUGCAAUGUAAAGAAAAACAUAAAUCUGAAGAAGAGAGAGAAAACAAAAUAUGUGUAUGUUGUGAAAUGUAAAUGUUGAAUGUGUUCGAGAUGUUACACCUCUGAAGAAUUGUGUAUGUAGUUGAUGCACUGUAUUCCUUAAAAAAAAAAAAAAGGUUGUCGAUUCAGACACUGGGAAAUAUUCUAGUCUAUAUUCUGUCUCAAAUGCCAGGUCAGGUAUAGCCCUAAGCGUUAUGUUGUUCAACAGUGAUAUGUUGUCCCAGUAUGUUCUGUUCACUCUUAUGCAAAUUGAAUGUUUGAAACUGUAAUACUUUUUGUUCCAAAGCUGUUCCUAUAAUGUUAAGAAGAAAAUAUGAUAAUAGGUUGUUCUUGCAAUGUUCUUGUUAACCAGUAGCAGUUUAUAAACUUGUGUUGGUUAAAUGGUACAAUGUAAUAACAAAUGUGAAUUCAUUCUUGUGGUAUUGUUUGAAUGGAUCUACUAUGAGAUUAAAUAAUUGUGAAUGAAUUAUUUUUGUAUGGUAGAAUUUUAAUUGUAUUAAGAUUGCCAUCAAAUAUAUUGUAUUGUAAAAUAUAUAAGUAUAUUGUGCUACUGAUUUCAAUAUAUAUAUAUAUAAAAAAAUAAAACUGAAUUGAA
Molecule: messenger RNA, 4252 nt
Organism: Sardina pilchardus (European sardine)
Lineage: Eukaryota; Metazoa; Chordata; Actinopteri; Clupeiformes; Clupeidae
Product: choline O-acetyltransferase-like
Exons: 15
Coding region: 200-2134 (644 amino acids)
Biological process (GO): neuromuscular synaptic transmission; acetylcholine biosynthetic process
Cellular component (GO): cytoplasm; neuron projection
Molecular function (GO): choline O-acetyltransferase activity
Source: RefSeq, a predicted model, not a curated record